AUGAAGGCCAUGAAGGGGCUUAGUGUGAAUCGAAUGAUGAGUACGCUCAAGAAGCGAACGACGAAUAACUUCAGUGGAUCCAGCCAAGUGUCGGCAUCGCCAGUAGACCCGCAGAACGAGACGCCCGAAGCUACGGCUGCGCGUAGCGUGAAACAAUUUUGCGAAUCUGGAGGCCCCAAUGCUCAGGGUGACGAAGUCCUCUACCUCCCGCCCAUUGUCGAUGCCGCUGAGUCUUCUCCGGCCGCGGCCGCCGAAUGCGCGCGCAUCAUCCGGAAAUACCUAGCCAAGGAUAACCACGCCAAAGCCUCGUGGCAGUACAAUGCCAUCAUGCUGAUUCGCAUCCUUACCGACAAUCCCGGCCCCACGUUCACGCGGAAUAUGGACAAGAAGUUCGCCGAUACCGUCAAGGAGUUAUACCGUACUACGCACGAUCCCAGUGUCAGACAGAUGCUAUCCGAGACAUUGGAUACUUUCGAGGCUACCAAGUUUGACGAUCAGGGUCUGGGCGAGUUGAUCUCUAUGUGGAAGAAGGAAAAGGAACGAAGCUACAAGCAAUAUGGCAAUCCCAGACAGUCUAUGGCUGGCCCCGAUCCUCGGACUAUGAAUGCGCCGCCAUUCAAUCCUCACUCGCAGAAUUAUUUUGCAAGAAAUCACACCAAUCGAAGCUUGCCUACCCCCGUUGAGCUUGCAAGUAGGUUAGAGGAGGCGAGAACAUCUGCAAAGUUACUUUCUCAGGUUGUCGUCAACACCCCUCCCCAGGAGGUCAUCAACAAUGACCUGAUCAAGGAGUUCGCGGACAGAUGCCAGAGUGCUUCGAGAAGUAUACAAUUGUACAUGACUGCCGAAAACCCGUCUCCCGACAAUGAGACUAUGGAGCACCUGAUUGAUACGAACGAGCAACUACAAUCAGCGCUCAACCAGCAUCAGAGAGCCGUUCUGGGCGCUCGGAAGCAGCUCGGAAUUGACCCGAGGUCAGAUAAUGCUAGCCCCGUGAGCCCCCAGACGGCUGAGUCUCAGCAAGCGAGUCGGACCCAAGAAUGGGCGCAAGCCCAGGCCCAGUCGUCAUCUUCUAGUUCGACCCCUCCUCUGCCGACAAGGCCGUCCGAAGGAAGCGGAAAGGGCAAGGCAUCAGAAACCUUCGCCCCACCCCCGGGACCGCCCCCGAAAGCGCAACCGCAAUACGGGGCCGAGGACCCAUUCAGAGACCCCCAGCCGGAGAUCCACUACUCUUCAUCGAGCAGACCCGGAGGGUCCGGUGGUGCGGUGGAACUACCGGGCGAGGAGCCGCGGCUGGCUCAUGAGCCAUUCCAUCCAGGCUUCAACCCCACUCCAAGCUACCUUGGAAGACAAGACAGCGCUCUUGGCAAAAUCACGAUGCAUGGCGCCGACGAAGCCACUACGCCUGGACCCCUGAGCGGUAACCCGAUUCAGACUGUCGACCUCAGGAACAGGCAAGAGACACUGCAUGAGGACUCGGAUGAUGACCUUUACGAAUCAACCCCGAAGAGUUCCAAGAAGAAGGACCCGGUGUACAGGCCUGGGGAACUUGAAAAGGUCCAAGGGCUUUGGAAGUUUCAGGUACAACGUGUCAAGGCACAGACUUGGGCUUAUCGGGAUAUCAAGUUCCUAGUGUAUGAUGACACCGCCGACGCGGACGAGAGCGACUCGAAGACAGGCAAGACCAGCGAGAACACCGCGAUCUUCGAGAGGCCUCCCAAGUUCAUGCCGACGAGUUCCGAUCAUGAUUCAUCUGUUGCACUACAAACUCUUGGAGAUGGCGACGAAGAUCCCAUGUUCAAGCAAGCAACUAUCUCAUCUUUGAAGCAACCGCACUCGGAAGCCGGGCCAGCUGCGGCAUUUGAGCAUCCUCCAGAAGACGACGACAUGGACGAUCCAGAUCUUCAAGAGGCCAUUCGCAUGUCGUUGAUGAGUGACGAUGAAUCCAGCGACGGACCAAUUACGGCGGAUCCUUCGAGCCUGACCCCCGAAGACGAGAACAUGGAUGAUCCAGAGCUUCAAGAGGCCAUCCGUCUGUCAUUGAUGAGUGACGGCGAGUCUGGCAACGCACCGAUUUCAGCAGAAUCCGGGCCCUCUGUUACCAACACAGACGAAGAUGAAGACGUCUUCGAAUGCAGAAUAUGCUCGAAGCUACCCACGUUUCCCCACGACAAAAAGACGUGGAACUUCCGCCUUUUCAAACCAGCGGACGAGUUCCCGCAUCUCGUCACGGAACGGCCAAGCAGCGUCGACGUAUGUGUCCAUUAUAUUGCAGUAUCGUACUGCUGGCCUGAGGAAAUCAAAGACGAGUAUGGAAACACCGUUCCUCCUAUCAUCGAAUCAAAGGUCCGAGAUCUCAACGAUAGGCCACAUACUGCUCGGGCACUUGACGAUGUUCUCGACCGUGCUGUCGACUUUGCUAUUUCCGUCGGGCUUCGCAUGAUUUGGAUCGACCAGGAAUGCCUUCCGCAACCGAAAGAAGAUGGUUCAGAGAAAGACAAGGCGUACCAGCGACUCGGGGUACAGGCACUGGACAUAGUCUACAACAGGGCUAUCGUUACAGCUGGCCUACACGAAUCAACUAUCAGCAAGACUGAGAUGAGCGCGGUUCAAUUCUUGAUAGAACACGAAACUGAAGAACUGCGUUAUUUGAGCCUCCGUCCACAGUUAUUCCAGUAUGCUUUGGAUUUCUUGUACAUGGUCCAAGCAGACAAAUGGUACACACGAGCGUGGGUUAUUCAAGAAGCAGUCAGUGCCAGCGACGGCUUGGUUCUUGUGUUCAGACGAGGUCUUGGUGUUGUCUACACGUCCAAGCUUCGUGCCGAUCAGAAGAAGUAUUCGACUCCUCGACAUCCACUAGACUCGGAGAGGCGAACUCUCAAGUCAGAGAUUAUCUGCAUUCCUGUAGGCCUCUUUAGGGUCCUUGUCGAAACCUGCAAGUCUCUGCUGGAACAACGUUUUCAGUUUAUGGGGCAGGCUCUGAUUCGAACCAACACCGGCAAGAAUGCCAUCCCGAUCCUCUCCGUCACCGAGUCCCUUCAUCCAAAGAUCACAGUGCGCCAGCAUGUGGCCGGUAUCCACGUGUACGGAGGCAAAGUCUACGGUGGCCGUCAAAAGGUGAACGCCGCCACGGCUCUGACGCUGCUGAAGAGUCGUCACUGUCGCGAUGUUCAGGAUCGUCUGACUAUCCUGGCAAACAUGUGCAGUUACGAGAUUCGCUUAGACCCUAUUAGAGUAGCGAAGGAAUGUGAUUCGCUCCGACUCGGUAUUUUGGCCACCACGCUGCUGAAUGGAGACACGUCCCUCCUGGUGCCUGAGGUCUAUGACUUCCCUGGCGACGAAGACGGAGAGCCAGACCCUUCUAUGGACCGCUGCGUGGGGAGCCUUCUGUCACCUUUUGACACGGACUCCAAAGGGAUCAGUAGCUACGCAGUACAAGACGGCAAGCUCGUCAACCCUGCCGUGUACAAACAUAGUUUCGGGGGUAAGAGGAAAGGACUCCAUCUAUGUGCAUAUCUCUGGACAGUCGACGAUACUCUCGAUCUCAGCCCUCUGAAAUACCAAUUCGCCGAGAUCUGGCAUAGGAUGAAGUGCUUGCGCAUCAUCAUGGACCGCCAAAAGGAGGAAUCCGUCGAUGAAUUCGCUAGGCGAAAGGGUUUAAUUACCCAACAUUUCUCAAAGAACCACGUCAGAGACCGGGCGAAAUCGGAAAUCUUCCACCAUGGUGUCAUCGCUGCUGACUCGAGUGUUUGGGAAGGCCCAGAUGCGAGGGAGGUUCAGGUCAAAGCAUACCUUGACGCCUACCGCGUAGAAGCGGAGCCCGAGAUGCAGAAGAUCGUGGCGGAGAUCUUCUUCGCCAUCUUGCGAUACUUGCACGACCUCCGCGAACAGCAUAUGGCAAUCGAUUUGCACGGAUGCCGUCUAUACACGUAG
Molecule: messenger RNA, 3930 nt
Organism: Colletotrichum tamarilloi
Lineage: Eukaryota; Fungi; Ascomycota; Sordariomycetes; Glomerellales; Glomerellaceae
Product: GAT domain-containing protein
Exons: 7
Coding region: 1-3930 (1309 amino acids)
Molecular function (GO): ubiquitin binding; phosphatidylinositol binding
Source: RefSeq, a predicted model, not a curated record